AUGGCAGAUGAGAUCGCCAAGGCUCAGGCCGCGCGGCCAGGUGGCAACACGACCUUUGGGAAGAUCAUUCGCAAGGAAAUCCCAUCCCAAAUCAUUUUGGAGGAUGACCAGUGUCUUGCUUUCCAUGACAUUUCCCCUCAAGCACCAACUCAUUUUCUGGUGAUACCCAAGAAACCUAUAUCUCAGAUUUCUGUAGCAGAAGAAGAUGAUGAAAGUCUUCUUGGACAUUUAAUGAUUGUUGGCAAGAAAUGUGCUGCUGAUCUGGGCCUGAAGAAGGGUUAUCGAAUGGUGGUGAAUGAAAGUUCAGAUGGGGGACAGUCUGUCUGUCAUGUUCAUCUCCAUAUUCUUGGAGGUCGGCAGAUGAAUUGA
Zalophus californianus (California sea lion) is the source of this 369-nucleotide messenger RNA. RefSeq names its product histidine triad nucleotide-binding protein 1-like. The coding region runs from base 1 to 369 and encodes 122 amino acids. Lineage: Eukaryota; Metazoa; Chordata; Mammalia; Carnivora; Otariidae. Gene Ontology annotation, biological process: purine ribonucleotide catabolic process. Gene Ontology annotation, cellular component: cytoplasm; nucleus. Gene Ontology annotation, molecular function: hydrolase activity. The transcript has a single exon. The record is from RefSeq and is a predicted model, not a curated record.